Molecule: messenger RNA, 2843 nt
Organism: Choloepus didactylus (southern two-toed sloth)
Lineage: Eukaryota; Metazoa; Chordata; Mammalia; Pilosa; Megalonychidae
Gene: MOGS
Product: mannosyl-oligosaccharide glucosidase
Exons: 4
Coding region: 147-2654 (835 amino acids)
Biological process (GO): oligosaccharide metabolic process; protein N-linked glycosylation
Cellular component (GO): endoplasmic reticulum membrane
Molecular function (GO): Glc3Man9GlcNAc2 oligosaccharide glucosidase activity
Source: RefSeq, a predicted model, not a curated record
ACUUCCGGUGCGAGGCGCGGAAGACGCAGGUGCGGCCGACAGAGCGGUGGUCGCCGGGGCUCGGCGCGCGAGCCGGCGGGGUGAGGCAGGACCUGAGCUCCGCUGCCACCUCUCCGAGCCCCCGCGACGCCGACCCUCGGGUCAAGAUGGCUCGGGGCGAGCGGCGGCGCCGCGCAGCGCCGGCAGAGGGAGCGCGGGCAGCCGAGAGGGCGGCUCGCGGCGGCCCCUCGCGACGGGACGGCCAGGGCGGCGGGGCCCGUGGCGCGGUUCUGGCCGUGGUGGCCCUGUCGCUGGCCCUGGGCCUGUCUGGGCGCUGGCUGCUGGUGUGGUACCGUGCGCAGCGGGCGGUCACGCUACACCCCGCGCCCCCGGCACUACCUCCCGACUCCUCUAGCCCUGCCGUGGCCCCGGACCUCUUCUGGGGCACCUACCGCCCUCAUGUCUACUUCGGCAUGAAGACUCGCAGCCCUCGGCCCCUUCUCACCGGACUCAUGUGGGCACAGCAGGGUGCCAACCCCGGAAUCCCUCAGCUCAAGCACACUUGUGAGCAGGGGGACGGCGUGGGUCCCUAUGGCUGGGAGUUCCAUGACGGCCUCUCCUUUGGUCGGCAACACAUCCAGGAUGGAGCCUUAAGGCUCACCACCGAGUUCGUCAAGAGGCCUGGGGGUCAGCAUGGAGGGGACUGGACCUGGAGAGUGACUGUAGAGCCUCAGGCUUCAGGUACCUCUACCCUCCCUUUGGUCUCCCUCUUCUUCUAUGUGGUGACAGAUGGCAAAGAAGUCCUAGUGCCAGAGGUUGGGACCAAGGGGCAGUUGAAGUUCAUCAGCGGGCAUACUGAUGAACUUGGUGACUUCCGCCUUACACUUUUGCCACCAACCAGUCCAAGGGAUACUACCCCUAAACAUGGCAGCUACAAUGUCUUCUGGUCCUCCAACCCAGGACUGCCCCUGUUGACAGAGAUGGUGAAGAGUCGCCUAAACAGCUGGUUUCAGCACCGGCCCCCAAGGUCCUCCCCUGUACGCUACCUCGGCUUGCCAGGAUCUCUGAAGUGGGAAGACAGAGGCCCAAGUGGGCAAGGGCAGGGACAAGGGCAAUUCUUGAUACAGCAGGUGACACUGAAAGUCCCCUUUUCUGUGGAGUUGCUGUUUGAAUCAGGCAGCGCCCGGGUGGGAGAAAACCAAGCUCUGGAGCAGCUGGCAGGUAGCCUGCUGACCCAGGCCCUGGAGACCCAUGCUGAAGCCUUCACAGAGCGCUUUGAGAAGACCUUCCGGCUGAAGGAGAAGGGCCUCAGCCCUGAAGAGCAGGCUUUGGGCCAGGCUGCCCUCAGCGGACUCCUUGGUGGGAUCAGCUACUUCUAUGGACGAGGUCUGGUGUUGCCAGACAUUGGGGUAGAGGGAUCCGAGCAGAAGGUGGACCCAGCCCUCUUUCCACCCGUCCCUCUUUUCACAGCAGUGCCCUCCCGUUCAUUCUUCCCACGAGGCUUCCUUUGGGACGAGGGCUUUCACCAGCUGGUGGUCCAGCGCUGGAGUCCCCGCCUCACCCGGGAGGCCAUAGGCCACUGGCUGGGACUUCUCAAUGCUGAUGGCUGGAUUGGGCGGGAGCAGGUGCUGGGGGAUGAGGCCCGAGCUCGGGUGCCCCCAGAAUUCCUGGUGCAACAGGCAGCCCAUGCGAACCCACCAACCCUUCUUUUGCCUGUAGCCCACAUGCUAGAUAGUGGUGACCCUGCCGACCUAGCCUUCCUCCGCAGAGCCUUCCCCCGCCUGCGUGCCUGGUUCUCCUGGCUCCACCAGAGCCAGGCAGGGCCAGUACCACUAUCUUUCCGCUGGCGGGGCCGGGACCCACCUUUGCCAACCCUGCUGAAUCCCAAGACGCUGUCCUCAGGGAUGGAUGACUAUCCCCGGGCUUCACAUCCUUCAGCCACUGAGCGACACCUGGAUCUGCGGUGCUGGGUGGCACUGGGCGCCCGUGUGCUGGUGCGGCUGGCAGAGCAGUUGGGAGAGACCGAAGCAAUUGCUGACCUUGGCCCACUGGCUGCCUCCCUGGAGAUGGAGGCGAGCCUGAAUGAGCUGCACUGGGCCCCAGAACUUGGGGUCUUUGCAGACUUUGGGAACCACACAAAAGCAGUGCAGCUGAAGCCCAGGCCCCCACAGGGGCUGGUGCGGGUAGUGGGCCGGCCCCAACCUCGGCUGCAAUAUGUGGAUGCCCUGGGUUAUGUCAGUCUUUUUCCCUUACUGCUGCGGCUGCUGAGUCCCAGCUCAUCCCACCUUGGGCCUCUGCUGGACGUUCUAGCUGAUAGCCACCACCUCUGGAGCCCUUUUGGUUUGCGCUCCCUUGCAGCCUCCAGCCCUUUUUAUGGCCAGCGCAAUUCAGAGCAUGAUCCUCCCUACUGGCGGGGUGCUGUGUGGCUCAAUAUCAAUUACCUGGCCUUGGGGGCACUCUACCACUAUGGGCAUCUGGAGGGUCCACACCAGGCCCGGGCUGCCAAGCUCCAUAGUGAGCUCCGUGCCAACGUGGUGGGCAAUGUGUGGCGGCAGUACCAGGCCACAGGCUUUCUGUGGGAGCAAUACAGUGACCAGGAUGGGCGGGGCAUGGGGUGCCGCCCUUUUACCGGAUGGACCAGCCUUGUCCUACUGGCCAUGGCGGAAGACUAUUGAAGCAGGAGGAUGGGAGGGGGCCAGGCUCCUUGUGCCAAUCUGGUUUCUGCCCCCAUCCCCUUAGACAUCAGUACUUCAAAGCCUCCUCAGCUCAGCUCAGGUAUCCCCUUACUGUUAUCCCAUACAGCCCAGGGUAAAUGUAAAUUCAGAAUCUAUUUUUCUAAAUAAAUUGGAAAAACUGCCAGACUC